Amblyraja radiata (thorny skate) is the source of this 4155-nucleotide messenger RNA. RefSeq names its product WD repeat-containing protein 47. NCBI's taxonomy places the organism in Eukaryota, Metazoa, Chordata, Chondrichthyes, Rajiformes, Rajidae. Gene Ontology annotation, molecular function: protein binding. The record is from RefSeq and is a predicted model, not a curated record. The coding region runs from base 233 to 3007 and encodes 924 amino acids. The transcript is spliced from 16 exons.
GCGUCCGCGUUGCCGCGGUGACGGGCGCGCAGGGCGUUUCCUGCUGUCGGCGGCGAUGGCGACGCGAGUAACGGUCGGCGGUGAGCGGCAGUAACGCGAGUGAAGGAAGGGGCAGCUCAGCGGGCCCGCAGUGUCGGCUGACGAUAUUUGACCUGCAAGACUGAUCUAUGUGUUUAGCAAAUUCACAUGGAGCACUUAAAUAUAAAGUUAUACCAAUUAGAAGACAGUAAUCAUGACAGCGGAAGAGACUAUCAAUGUUAAAGAGGCAGAAAUAAUCAAGCUAAUCCUGGAUUUUCUUAAUUCAAGGAAACUCCACAUUAGCAUGCUAUCUCUUGAGAAAGAGAGUGGUGUCAUAAAUGGACUGUAUUCAGAUGACAUGCUUUUUCUCAGGCAACUCGUGCUUGAUGGCCAUUGGGAUGAAGUGCUUCAGUUUAUUCAGCCACUUGAGUGCAUGGAAAAAUUUGAUGGAAAGAGGUUCCGGUACAUUAUAAUGAAACAGAAGUUUUUGGAGGCCUUGUGUGUCAACAAUGCAGUGUCAGCAGAUGAUGAACCUCAACAUUUGGAGUACACAAUGCAAGAGGCUGUGAAGUGUCUCCAUGCAUUAGAGGAAUAUUGCUCCUCCAAGGAUGACUACAGCGAACUCUGCCUACUGCUUACCCUUCCUCGGUUAACGAACCAUGCAGAGUUUAAGGAUUGGAACCCCAGCACUGCUCGUGUUCAGUGCUUUGAUGAAGCGUGUAUAAUGGUGGCAGAGUUCAUCCCUGCUGACAGGAAGCUGAGUGAAGCUGGGUUCAAAGCCAGCAAUAACAGACUAUUUCAACUUAUCAUUAAAGGUCUACUAUACGAGUCGUGUGUAGAAUUCUGUCAGAGUAGAGCCACUGGUGAAGAAAUCAGCGAGAGUGAAGUGCUGGUUGGAAUUGACUUACUCUGUGGAAAUGGAUGUGAUGAUCUUGAUUUGAGUCUUCUCUCGUGGCUGCAGAAUUUGUCACCUAGUACUUUCUCCUGUGCCUUUGAGCAAAAGGUUUUGAAUAUCCACACAGACAAACUUGUGAAACCCACAAGAUCUUCAUACACUGAUAUUUUAACGCCCCUAAUUAAUAAAUUGUCUCCUUAUCCAUCAUCUCCAAUGAGGCGCCCACAGUCUGCCGAUGCAUACAUGUCACGUUCCUUGAAUCCUGCGUUGGAUGGCCUGUCCUAUGGAUUGACGAGUCAGGAGAAGCGCAAUGCUGAAUUAGUAAACAGAGAUUCUCCCAUGUCUCAUUCCUUUGCUAACUUUCACUAUCCUGGCACGCAAAAUCUUUCCAGAAGUCUCUUGCUGGAAAACACGGACUGUCACAGUAUAUAUGAGGUAUCACCAGAAAGGACAGAAUCCCCAAUGCCAAAUGUUCAACAUUCUACUGGUACUGAUGAAGCUUCAAUUCUGGAUGAAACAUCCCCAUGUAAUUCAGUAGAAGCAGCAUUAAAUCCAACUACCCCAAAAGUGGAGAAGAAUGAGCUGAAGGAAUCUACAGAUCAAUUUCAGGAAUACUAUCGACAGCGGAUGCGCUACCAACAGCAUCUGGAACAAAAGGAGCAACAAAAGCAACUGUACCAGCAGAUGUUACUGGAAGGGGGAGUCAAUGAGGAAGGUGGAGCAGCUCAGCAACAGAACCUCACAGAGCAGUUCCUCAGCAGAUCGAUGCAAAAAUUGGAAGAAUUAAAUUUAGGAAUGGAGAAUGGGAGCACAGAGGCACUGUCUCCUAAUCAACAGUGCAAUGGAAACCAGUCAACUGUACAAAAUGAUUCUUCAUCGCCUGAUUUUAUAACGCCUCUUGAAGUUCAACAACAAAAUUCAGAAUUAACAGAUGUCACAAGUACUCCAACGAAACCCAACACUGGAAAUGUGUUCCCAUAUUCUGAAACAUCUUCAUUCUUUUCUAUGCACAAGGGAGAUUGUACUGCUUCAACAGAUCUUGCAAUAAGCCCACCAAGAGCAGAAAACCUGAGCGGAAAUAACACAAAGAAUGAAGAGGAAGAUAAAUCCAAAAAGCAAUUUAUUGCCAUUAAUACUCUUGAAGAUACUCAAGCCAUAAGAGCUGUGGCGUUCCAUCCAAGUGGAAAACUCUAUGCAGUUGGUUCAAAUACCAAAACCUUGCGAGUUUGUGCAUACCCUGAUGUUAUUGACCCAAGUGCAUACAGUUCACCUGAGCAACCUGUAGUUAAGUUUAAAAGGAACAAGCACCACAAAGGAUCGAUUUAUUGUGUGGCUUGGAGUAAGUGUGGACAACUGUUAGCAACUGGAUCGAAUGAUAAAUAUGUGAAAGUGCUGCCAUUUAGUGCAGAGACCUGCAAUGCUACAGGUCCUGACUUGGAGUUCAGCAUGCAUGAUGGUACAAUUCGUGAUCUUGCUUUUAUGGAGGGCCCAGAAAGUGGAGGGGCAAUCUUAAUCAGUGCCGGUGCUGGAGAUUGUAAUAUUUACACAACAGAUUGUCAGAGGGGCCAGGGAUUGCACGCACUCAGUGGACACACUGGUCAUAUUCUUGCACUUUAUACUUGGGGAGGAUGGAUGAUUGCUUCUGGCUCACAAGACAAGACUGUAAGAUUCUGGGAUUUGAGAGUGCCAAGUUGUGUUCGUGUUGUUGGGACAGCAUUUCAUGGAUCAGGCAGUGCUGUUGCUUCUGUGGCUGUGGAUCCAAGUGGGCGACUUCUAGCUACAGGCCAGGAGGAUUCCAGCUGCAUGCUGUACGAUAUUCGAGGAGGGAGAAUGGUACAAAUUUACCAACCGCAUAGCAGUGAUGUACGUUCAGUGAGGUUCUCUCCAGGAGCUUACUACCUACUUACUGGAUCUUAUGACACCACUGUUAAAGUCACAGAUUUGCGAGGAGAUCUAAUAAAGCCACUUCCUUCAACAGUAAUAUCUGAGCAUAAGGACAAAGUAAUCCAGUGCAGAUGGCACACCGAAGAUCUGUCUUUCUUAUCUUCGUCUGCCGACAGGACGGUAACCCUCUGGACUUACAAUAGUAGUUGACUCAUUGAUGCCAAUGCAAACAAAGCACAAUUGUAACUGUCGUUUGGCAAUCAUAGAUUGGUCACUAUGUAAGUGAUCAGUCGAAAUAUAUGAGACAACACAGAUCAAUAUGUGCUACUGUUGAAUUUAAAUGGAACUGCUAUGUUUGUAUUAUGCUGUGCUUAAGUCUUCCCUGUGUGAUCAUGCUGUCAGUGAGAUCAGACACCAAAUGUACACAAUGACUGAAUCAAGUGAGGCAAAUGUUCAUUUAGUAUUUAUGACAUGUUCAUGGCACCAGUGACUGAUGUAAAAAGUUGCCUGAGUAUUACAGUUCCAAUUAUUGCUUGUACAUUUUAAUUUUGCAUAAACUGACAACUACUCAUUUAAGCACUAAUUUGUUGCUCUGAUGCAAGAACUGCUAAAAUUAAUCAAUUCUGAUAACACAAAAGUACAUGCACACCAUUUUCGAUAUGAUUACUAUUGGCAUUAGCAUGGCAUUUACAUUGUGUGUCUACUUGUGUGGACGUGUGUAUACACGGGAUAAUAGUAUCGUACGUGUCCAUGAACGAUAAUGCUUGUGUUGUGGUUAGUAUUAAAUAAGUAAAUUUUAUUUUUUUGUUUAUAUGUAAUGCUUUAUUAUAUUUUCUAUUGUACAGUUUAAUAUAAAUACUGAAACAUUGGGUUUAUUAAUAUUUAAUGUGUAUUUGCAUUUUGGUUACAAAGAGCUUGAUGUAACAGCAGUAGUGUAGUGUUAAAGUUACUGGACUAGUAUCCAAAAACCUGGACUAUUUAACUAGAGACAUCAAUUUUAAUCCCACUGCAGCAGUUGGGAAUUUAAAUUUGAGUAAUUAAUUAGAUCUGGAAUAAAAAGCCAGUGUCAGCGAAAGGAGGCAUGAAACUACUGGAUUGUUGUAAAAGCUAAUCGAGUUCAUUGAUGUCGUUCAGGGAAGGAACUCUGCCAAGUUUGCUUGGUCUGGUUAAAGACUUGACUCCAGACCCACCUGUGGUGUUGACUCUUACAUGCCUUCUCAAUUUAGGGUAAUUAGAGAUGUACGCAAUGACUAAAAAUCUCACCUCUCUUUGUCUUAACCCUUUUAAUUAAAAUUGUAUUGACAAUUCUGAAGUGUGAUAGUGCAGUGUUCUCAAUAAAAUAUUUGAUGACGAAUCAU